Numida meleagris (helmeted guineafowl) is the source of this 585-nucleotide messenger RNA. RefSeq names its product cytochrome c oxidase assembly factor 3 homolog, mitochondrial. Gene Ontology annotation, cellular component: mitochondrial inner membrane. Lineage: Eukaryota; Metazoa; Chordata; Aves; Galliformes; Numididae. Bases 46 to 360 code for a protein of 104 amino acids. The record is from RefSeq and is a predicted model, not a curated record. Gene Ontology annotation, biological process: mitochondrial respiratory chain complex IV assembly. The transcript has 2 exons.
ACCGGAUGUGACGUCACUGAGGUACCGGAAGUGACGGUAGGGAAGAUGGCGGCACCGAGGGAUCCUGUGGGGGAGGCCGCGUUUGCGCGGCGCAUUGACCCGGAGCAGGAGCCGGGGCUGAGCCCUGAGCAGCGCCGUUUCAUGGCGCAGGUGGAGCGCGCCCAGCGACAUCGCGCCUUGCAGCGCCAGCUCCGCAGCCGCAACGUGUUGCUGGCGCUCGGCAUCGGCAUGGUCACCGCGGGCAUCUACGGGUACACCUUCUACUCAGUGUCGCAGGAGCAGUUUCUGGACGAGCUGGAGCAGGAGGCGGAGGCGGCACGGGCGCGGGCCUGGGAGCGGCAGAAGAGCGCCGCGAGCUGAGCCCGGCCUGGCCCGGAGCCGGCGAUGGCCUCGAGGAGACCGGAGAGCAGCCGAGAACUGCGUGGGGCUCCCUGGGCCUGCGUGGCUUCGCGGCUUGUGGCAGCGCCAGGGCUCCCUGCAGGCAGGGUUCUUCAUCCGGGAGCGCAGUGGGGUCCUGGCUAGGAACAUGCUCUCAGAGUGGGAUCGAGCCCCUGCUGCCCUUCCACAAUAAACACUGUGUCUGGA